CACACAGGAAAGAGAGAGAGCAAUAGAGAGAGAGCAAGAGAGAUUAUUGUUAUACCAGUCAGAGUUCUAGCAGCCAGUAGGCACUCCCUUUGUCUUUAUCUGCUGCUCAUUUUCUGCCACGCACAGGGCAAGUACAGAAGCUUAACAUGACCUCAAUGGCUGACACGAAUGGAACACUUGCAGCUAACGAGACUGUAAGUAGCUCCAGCAGCUCCGGGCAGGUUGACGCUUCAAGAGUUGUCCAAAUCAUAGCUACCCUGCUCAUCUUCCUGGUGGGCGUACCUCUGAAUGGGCUGGUGGUUUGGGCACUUGGAUUGCGGAGUCGUCGUCACCUGGUGCGCAGAGGCAGUGGCGAGGAGACGCGUGCUGCCAGCAGUUUCCGUGUCUACGUCCUGAACCUGGCAUUAGCUGAUCUGGUUCUGCUCCUGCGCAUCCCCCUCAUGUUGGGCUACCUCAUUCACAACUACAGCUGGCCGUUUGGUCGAGCCUUCUGCCACCUGAUUAUUUUCCUGCGAGGCCUUGGGCUGUACGCCUCCGCCUUCCUCCUCUGUGCUGUGGCUCUGGAGCGAUGCUUGUGUCUGUUGAGGCCUGUGUGGGCUCGACUGCGACGGCCCUCCUGGGCUGUUCCUCUGGCCUGUGGCCUCUUAUGGGUGCUGGCUGCCAUCCUGUCUGCACCCUACCUUCACCUCGCUGUCCUGAAGGAAAUCAAUAAAAAACACCAGUGCCUGGAGAGUGGGACAUUUGAUAUGGGCUUGUUUGUCACAGAAACUAUAGCAGGUUUCAUUUUGCCCCUGCUGGUUUUUCUGGGAAGUAAUCUGGUUGUUUUGUUCACAUUUAAGCAAGCAGUGCCCCCAACACCCACCACCUCCACUCCUUCAAAUGCUCGCAGAAUGACCAGGAUGUACCACGUGCUCUUUUCCACCAUGCUCAUCUUCCUCACCUGCUGGGUGCCCUACUUUGUUUGUCGGUUUCUGCUGGCUCUGGCAUACAAACACCCUGGACUGUCAUUGUAUCAGUCAGCAAGUUAUGGCAAAUACAUCUCUUUGUAUCUGGUGUACAUCAAGAGUGCUCUCAACCCAGUUCUGUAUGUGUUUGCUGCCAGAGGCUUAAGCCGAGCCAUUAAGGAUUCAGUUGCCUCCACUAUUGAACGACUUUUCAAUGACGACUCCAUUGACUCCAUACGAAGGAAAUCACUCAAGAACUCACAGAUGUAGCAGAAAGGUCGACAGUGUUUUGAUGGUUUGGAAUUUUAACUCAGCAUUACUUUGAAAUACCCGAUUUCUCCAUUUGUGCAAACCCCUAAAAAUGAACUGUAGAUAAAAUACAAGGGAAAGGGGUUGCACUUGAUGCCAUUGUUUUUCAAAUGGGCCUAAAAAUCACAGACAAUUAAGAAAUAGAUGGCUGUCUUGAUGUUGUUUUUUUUAUGAGUAGAGAUGUGAUCCCGCUGAGAGAUUUGAAUAUAAAAUACAGUGAUCUUAAUUGGAUUUGUGACUACACACACUUGGUAUUUCUUCAGAGAACAAGUACUUUGUGUAUGGGGAUUUUCUCUGAUGGGGAACCCUUUGCACAAAAGAAAGACAUUUAAAGACAGCAAUCCCAUUAUUUGUCAGGGCAAAAAAAUGCAAAAGAAAGAACAUGCACCUCAUCAAAAAGUGAUUCAGGCCAGAUUUCUUCUUUCAUCUAGAACAAGGAGCUGUUUCUGCUUGGGCAUGCUAAGGGCAGGGUCAUAAUUGGCACCAAAAUGAAUACAUGAUUCAUCUUGUCAAUUCAUCUGUAGGCAACACUCUCAUGGUAAAAUAUAAACCAGAGAUGUCACAACAUCACUUUACUGCCCGUUUCCUGGCUUCAGGGUAACCUUUGUUACAUUGAUUCCUCUAAGAUAACGCAUCAUUAACCUUGCAUGCACGGUCUUAUUAUGGUUACACCCCAAAGAAAGUAACCGAUACUUCAAUUUAUUUCCUGCAUACUGGUGACUGUGGUUCAGGAGGUAGAGCGGAUUGCACACAAAUUAUAGAACUGGUGGCUGGACCAAGUGUCCUUGAACAAGAUGCCGAAUCCAAAGGUUCUCCCAAUGUGAGUGUGAAAAAGUAAAUGAAAAACAGUGUCAAAUGCUACACGUACUGCUGAGGUCGUGCUAGUUGUACCUAAUAACCCACUGAAUGUAUUGCAAGCCCGUAGACUCAUAACACGACAAGUAUGAAGUCAAUGUGUUACAGGCUGUUUAUCUCAUUGCGAAUGUACAGUAUGCAUGACUGGACUUGUUUUUGGUUCACAGCUUUUGUUUAUAGAAGUGUGCUUAGUUUUUCAUUAUUAAAAAUGUAUCAUCUAUGAAAUUGUGAAAUUAUAACCCAUUUAGACCUGAUGUAUUUGACACAUGCAUUAUCCCUCAGGUUAUAAUUGUAUACAGGAUGUAUACUUUCCUUUGAAAGAGCAGUAAGUCUUUACUUCCAUGUACAGUAUUUUUUAAUAAAUUUUUUUUUGUUCUUACAAUGACAACAUAGAAGUUAGAUAUCUGAGCUUUCUUUUCAUCACAAGGCAAAAACAUCCACAUAUGACCAGUCUGUUCAUAUUUAAUUUAAA
Messenger RNA from Amphiprion ocellaris (clown anemonefish), 2580 nucleotides. Its product is annotated as C5a anaphylatoxin chemotactic receptor 1. The transcript is spliced from 3 exons. The record is from RefSeq and is a predicted model, not a curated record. Bases 147 to 1214 code for a protein of 355 amino acids. Gene Ontology annotation, cellular component: plasma membrane. NCBI's taxonomy places the organism in Eukaryota, Metazoa, Chordata, Actinopteri, Pomacentridae. Gene Ontology annotation, biological process: phospholipase C-activating G protein-coupled receptor signaling pathway; positive regulation of cytosolic calcium ion concentration; complement receptor mediated signaling pathway. Gene Ontology annotation, molecular function: G protein-coupled receptor activity; complement component C5a receptor activity.